This is a messenger RNA of Erpetoichthys calabaricus (reedfish), 2293 nucleotides long. It is a transcript of the gene degs1, whose product is annotated as delta(4)-desaturase, sphingolipid 1. Gene Ontology annotation, biological process: ceramide biosynthetic process. Gene Ontology annotation, molecular function: sphingolipid delta-4 desaturase activity. The record is from RefSeq and is a predicted model, not a curated record. NCBI's taxonomy places the organism in Eukaryota, Metazoa, Chordata, Cladistia, Polypteriformes, Polypteridae. Gene Ontology annotation, cellular component: membrane. Bases 178 to 1149 code for a protein of 323 amino acids. The transcript is spliced from 3 exons.
GGUUGCAGGCAGUCUCCAAUGUCCAUAGGCGGCGGUAAUGCUCGCUUUAAAGUGAACGGUUUGGCAUUGCUGUGUUUGCAGUAGAAGAGAAUACCGGUCGGUAGAGGAAACGCUGUAGUGAACAGCAUUGGUUCAGUCUUCGACCGUGAAUAGUACCCAGCUUAUUGGCCAGGAGACAUGGGGAACAGGGUCGCUCGAGAAGACUUCGAGUGGGUUUAUACUGACCAGCCGCAUGCUGACCGGAGAAAAGAAAUCCUAGCAAAAUACCCAGAGAUCAAGUCACUGAUGGUUCCCGACACACGACUCAAGUGGAUUGUCUGCAUGAUGGUGGUGGUGCAGUUUUUGGCCUUUUACCUUGUGAAGGACCUGGAAUGGAAGUGGCUCUUGUUCUGGACUUACGUUUUUGGCAGCUGCAUCAACCACUCCAUGACUCUGGCCAUUCACGAAAUCUCUCAUAACACGGCAUUUGGCAACAAUAAGGCGUUGUGGAACCGCUGGUUUGCCAUUUUUGCCAACCUCCCCAUUGGUCUGCCGUAUUCGGCUUCUUUCAAGCGGUACCACCUGGAUCACCACCGCUACCUCGGCGGGGAUGGCAUCGAUGUGGACAUACCCACGGACUUUGAAGGCUGGUUUUUCUGCACACGAAUGCGCAAAUUCUUUUGGAUUGUUUUACAGCCGCUCUUCUAUGCCAUCCGCCCGCUGUACAUCAACCCAAAGCCCAUCAGUCAGUUGGAGGUGAUUAACCUGGUGGUUCAGUUCUCGUUUAACAUUGCCCUCUACUACCUAUGGGGAAUCAAGCCUGUUGUGUACAUGCUGGCAGGGUCCAUGCUUGGCAUGGGGAUGCAUCCAAUCUCGGGCCACUUCAUUGCAGAGCACUACAUGUUUCUGAAAGGUCAUGAGACCUACUCUUACUAUGGAUCCCUCAAUCUGCUCACCUUCAAUGUUGGAUACCACAACGAACACCACGACUUUCCCAGUAUUCCUGGACGAAGGCUGCCAGAGGUCAAGAAAAUUGCCUCCGAGUACUACGAGCACCUUCCUCAGUAUACCUCCUGGGUGAAAGUACUGUACGAUUUCAUAAUGGACGACACCCUUAGCCCUUACUCUCGUAUAAAAAGAAAACUCAAGGGGGAAGUGAAACAAGAAUAAACUGAAGGCAAAGAGCUGAACUUGUGGAGAUGUCCAACUGCUUUGGCAAGACGCCAUGUGUGUGUGUGUGUUCAUGUUCCAUUACCUGGGAGUUGCAUUCUUAUUCUCACAUAAAGAAUCAGUGAAAAGUCGCGCUGCAGCCUCUGCCCCGUCCUCUCCCUGCCACUCGUGAUUUAUGUGGGCUUUUGUUCUGUAACAUACGCGCUUAGGGUUCUUUUUUUGUUUAUCAUGGAGUUUUAGUUGAAAUCAUGUUGUGUAAAUGUUGAUGGAUGAAUGGAUGGCUUCCAGUAAAAGGUCUUCAAAACAAAGAAUAUGCCCAGAAAAGAAAAACGCUACAAAGAAUGAGAGGGGUUGUCUGUUGUAUUUAUUUUUUGUUAUGUGAAUUCAGGAUUGAUGCUGCCACGAACCCCUCCUAACAACUCUGGGAUUUGGUUUCAAGGGCCCUGCAUGUCUUUUUUUUUUUUUUUUUUUGACCCCCCCUUCAUUUAAAGCACCGGACUCUCCUGAGAGGGAGAGACGAGGGGCUGCGUCACCACCUUCUUGAGGUUUAGAGUGGAGCUGCACAGCCAGACGCGGCUGACUAGACGUCUGCUACUUCAACGCUAAAUCACGAGAUGUAAACUCGUGCCUUUCCAAAGGGUUGGGGCCACGUUGAGAUUCAUAGAAAAUGCAAACCCUUAGACGGCACCCUCUCUGCUGGAAAUCUGAACAGACGCCUUUUAUCACGAGCGCCUGACAGUUGGCCUGCUUUGUGUGUCAGUAAGUCUGUAAGCUUCCUGUUUGAUGUUUUUUUGUUUUAAUAUUUCAACACACACCCAGCGUUCUUAACAUUCCCCUUUCUAAGCACAGCUGCUUUAUGCCGAAGCUUCACCUUUGAGUUUGUGUGUGUGUGUGGAUUGACGCGUUCUCUUUUAUGUGCACUUUGUAAAAUGACGGACUAAAAUUCUUUUUACCUUCAUCAGUAUUAAAAAGUGCAAGAGCGAAUGUUAUGGUUCAUUGUCCAGACGCGUCACUCUUUUUGUUGCCAGUUCCGCCACUUGCACAGGUGGACACUGACGGUCCAGAGUUUGUUUAAACUCGACGUCUGAUUCCAACAGUGAUUUGCUAGUUAUUUCCAUAAUAAAUUAUAUUAACUAUACUAAGA